This is a messenger RNA of Malassezia vespertilionis, 909 nucleotides long. RefSeq names its product 60S ribosomal protein L5 (gene RPL5). NCBI's taxonomy places the organism in Eukaryota, Fungi, Basidiomycota, Malasseziomycetes, Malasseziales, Malasseziaceae. Gene Ontology annotation, biological process: ribosomal large subunit assembly; translation. The record is from RefSeq and is a predicted model, not a curated record. The transcript is spliced from 2 exons. Bases 1 to 909 code for a protein of 302 amino acids. Gene Ontology annotation, molecular function: 5S rRNA binding; structural constituent of ribosome. Gene Ontology annotation, cellular component: ribosome; cytosolic large ribosomal subunit.
AUGCCUUACACCAAGACCGUGAAGUCUGACUCAUACUUUUCGCGCUACCAGGUCAAGUACCGUCGUCGCCGCGAGGGUAAGACCGACUACUACGCCCGCAAGCGCCUUGUUGUGCAGGCCAAGAACAAGUACAAUGCACCAAAGUAUCGCCUUGUUGUUCGUUUUUCGAACCGUUUCGUUACCUGCCAGAUUGUGCACGCCAAGAUUCAGGGUGACUUUGUCGUUGCCCACGCCAGCUCCCGCGAGCUGCCCCGUUACGGUAUCAAGUACGGCCUCUCUAACUGGACUGCUGCUUACGCUACUGGUCUGCUUGUUGCUCGUCGUGCGCUUAAGAAACUUGGCCUCGACGAGAAGUACGCUGGUGAGGAGGAGCCCAGUGGUGAGCUUGUCCACACCGAGGCCCUUGGCGAUGAUGAGCCGCGUCCGUUCAAGUGCUACUUGGACGUUGGUCUGAAGCGUACUUCUACCGGUUCCCGUGUGUUUGGUGCUAUGAAGGGUGCCUCUGACGGUGGUAUCUUUAUUCCGCACAACGCGCGUCGUUUCCCUGGUUACGAUACAGAGUCUAAGGAGCUCGACGCUGACUUGCUCCGUAACUACAUCUACGGCGGCCACGUUGCCGAGUUUAUGGAAGCGCUUGAGGAGGAAGAUGAUGAGCGCUUUAAGAAGCACUUUUCUUCUUACCUUGCUGACGACGUCGGCUCUGACGACAUUGAGGAGAUGUAUGAAAAGGCUUACGAGGCUAUCCGUGAGGACCCCGAUUUCCAUGCCUCCGAGAAGAACAAGGACCACUGGGUUGCCGAGUCCAAGAAGUUCAAACAGACCCGCCUCACGUACCAACAACGCCAGGAAAGCAUUAAGAACAAGGUCGCUCGCUACGAGGCUGAGUUCCAGGUCAAGGAUGAGGCAUAA